CGCCGUGGCGAAAGUGCGGCUGCGAAAGCGCGGCGAGGCCGGCGGGGCAGGAAGCUGGGACUGCGGCCGCGGGCCUGCGGGGCGCCAUGGGCCGUCUGCACUGCACGCAGGACCCGGUGCCCGAGGCCGUGGCCGGUGACAUGCAGCAGCUGAACCAGCUGGGCGCGCAGCAGUUCUCAGCUCUGACAGAAGUGCUUUUCCAGUUCCUGACAGAGCCCAAGGAGGUGGAAAGGUUUCUGGCUCAGCUCUCUGAAUUUGCCACCACCAAUCAGAUGAGCCUUGGCCCCCUCAGAAGCAUCGUGAAAAGCCUCCUGCUGGUUCCAAAUGGUGCCCUGAAGAAGAGUCUCUCCGUAGAGCAGGUGCGGGCAGAUUUCAUAACCCUGGGUCUUAGCGAGGAGAAAGCCACUUACUUUUCUGAAAAGUGGAAACAGAACACUCCUGCCCUUGCUCAGUGGGCGGUAGGUCAGACCCUGAUGAUUAACCAGCUGAUCGAUAUGGAAUGGAAGUUUGGAGUAACAUCUGGGAGCAGUGAACUGGAGAAAGUAGGAAGUAUUUUUUUACAAUUAAAGUUGGUGGUUAAGAAAGGAAAUCAAAUUGAAAAUUUGUAUAUAGAAUUAACCUUGCCUCAGUUCUACAGUUUCCUGCACGAGAUGGAGCGGGUUAGGGCCAGCAUGGAGUGCUUGAGUUGAUCCUGUGCGCGCAGCGCCCUUCACCAGGCAGCUCCCAGAGGCCCCUCCUGCAGGUCCUCCAGCUUCUUGGGAGCCCAGGUGCAAAAGGUUUCUGAAAAACAACAGGAUUAAGUACUUAAAGGGCCCUGCACCACUUCCCUGUAAACUUGUUAAGGGAACCACCACCCCUACCUCCCAGGAGGUUUUAGAUUUUCGGACAGGCUAUUGCAUCUCAGAUUCACCGGUGAAAAUAAAAGUUCCAAAGCAAACGAACGGUGCCAUGAUACAAAAUGACGUGCUCCACCUCUUCCCUGCCAAACACAGAGCUGGCUUGUGGCUGAGGGAGAGGAAGAGCGUGGGGAUGAGCUGUGGGGCUCCCUCCAGUCCCGCACAUUCCGCCUUGGCGGUGGUGGUGUUUGCCCGUCAGGCUUUACUGAGAUGCCUCUGCACAGGCAUGUUUGUACCCUCUGGAAAGAUCGCUGUCCAUUCUUCUGGGUUUGUCCUGUCACACUGUAGUGAGGCAAGCUUUUAGAGGCUGUUGUAGCUUGUUUCUUUUCCAGUUGAACAUCUCUGCUGAUUAGAUGGUGAAUAAAAAAGGCCCUAAAAAGAGAAGUAUGGGAGCCCAGCACUCUGGGAGGCUGAGGUCUGCAGAUUUGAGUCUGCACUGGGCAAUUUCAGUGAGACCAUUCUCAAAAAACAAAAGGAAGGAAAGCUGGGGAUAUACCUUAAUGCCAAGGCCCUAGGUUCGCUCCCAGAACCAUGAAAAUGGAACAAAAAGUAUGAGUCCUGCUACCUUUCUGCAUCUACAUCCAGAGAAUACUGCUCUUGUCUUCAAAAGUAUCUUCCUAAGGUCAGGUGUGGUGGCAUCUACCUGUGAUCCCAGCACUCAGAAAGCUGAAGCAGGAGAAUCACUGUGAGUUUGAGGCCAGCCUAGGCUAUAAUGUGAGACCUCAUAUCAAAAAAAUGAUUUUCAAGGGCUGGGGAUUUAGCUCAGUGGCAUAAGUGUCUGCCUGGCAAGCAUGAGGUCAUGAGUUCCAUCCCCAGUACCGCAAAAAAAAAAAAAAGAUUUUCCUAGUUUUGUUAAAGGUUCUGAGUCUCCAGUGGGAUGGUCUGUGGUCCAAAAUUGGAAUUUGUAAGAGCAGCUCAGGAAACUGGAAUUAAAGGCAUCAUGAUAAAGGCAUACCUGUGAAUGUCCCCAGUUUGUUAUGUGGCUUUUCUUCCUGCUCCUCCCUCCGUCCUCGGAACUUUGUGCUGUUUUGGAUGGAUGAUGUGUGCCCAUAGCAUGAAAGAUCCAUUGUAAAGUUGCUUUCCUCGGGGCUGGGGAUUUAGCUCAGCGGCAUAAGCACCUGCCUUGCCAGCAGGCAAUCGUGAGUUCGAUCCCUGGUACUGAUAAAAACGAAAAAGACAAAAAAUAUAUAUAAAAAUAAAUAAAUAAAUAAAGUUGCUUUCCUCUC
Messenger RNA from Cavia porcellus (domestic guinea pig), 2122 nucleotides. RefSeq names its product COMM domain containing 7 (gene Commd7). Gene Ontology annotation, biological process: tumor necrosis factor-mediated signaling pathway; negative regulation of DNA-templated transcription. The transcript is spliced from 9 exons. The coding region runs from base 87 to 689 and encodes 200 amino acids. Lineage: Eukaryota; Metazoa; Chordata; Mammalia; Rodentia; Caviidae. The record is from RefSeq and is a predicted model, not a curated record. Gene Ontology annotation, molecular function: NF-kappaB binding.